CCCAUGAUUCUCAACAGUAUCAGGAAAAAAACAAAGGCUGAAAAUGGGGAAGGAGAAACAGUACUGGCUUUUGAAGACGGAGCCUGGAGAGUGGUCAUGGGAUCACCAAGCAUCGAACGGUGGCCUAACCAAGUGGGACGGUGUCAAAAACAAGCAGGCUCAGAAGCACCUCAAGUCCAUGAAACAAGGCGACCUUUGCUUCUUCUACCACUCCGGAGCCAAAGCCCGCCGAGUCGUCGGCGUCGUCAAGGUCAGCCGUGAGUGGUACUCGGAGAAGGAGGAAGAAGACAACGUCGUUGUGGACGUGGAGGCCGUUGGGGAGAUGAGGAGGCUGGUUGACUUGAGUGAGAUGAAAAGAGACCCUGCUCUUGCUGGCUUUACUCUGUUUAGACAGCCCAGAUUGUCGGUUGUGCCAGUUUCCAUGGAUGUGUGGGAGAAGGUCUGUGAAUUGGGUGGUGGGUUUGAAGGAGAUGGUAAAGAUAUCGAUAAUGGCGGUAGUGGUGAUGAUAAUGAAGAAGAGCAGUGUUGAGAAUUUUGGAUGCAUAGAAGGUGUUUGUAAUUUUGUCUAGCUCAAGAAGCAAGUGUAAAUUUUUGGGUUAAUGUUAAUCCUUGGUUUAUUUUAGUUUGCUUAUGUUUUGUUUUAUUUUUGGAGUAUUGGCUUAUACAAAAAUAUGAGAAAAUAUAUAGAGAAAUCAGUGAAAAAACAUUCUAAAUUUUGUGAUUCAAAAUUUCAAAUAUUACCAUUGUUUUGGACCCUUAUCUUUGAGGACUAAAUUUGUUUCACUUUUAUUAUUCAUAUCGAUUAAUAUUGUAUCCUUUUUUGGGUGGUGUUGCCCAUUUAGUUAUGGGUACUGGGUGUCAUUAUUUGAGUGUAAUAUCUUUGAAAAGGCGAUUCAUUAGCCAAUGUUACACAGGCUGUAACAUUUUUCUCAACCUUUUUAUCAAUAAAAGACUUCGAACAAUGUGAUUGGAAAUGAAUCAAGUAAAAACUAAAAAGAAUAAUAAUUAAAAAAAAAAAAAGGUUGAAAACUUGAAAUCAAACAC
This is a messenger RNA of Cannabis sativa, 1044 nucleotides long. RefSeq lists its product as uncharacterized. The record is from RefSeq and is a predicted model, not a curated record. Gene Ontology annotation, cellular component: nucleus. Lineage: Eukaryota; Viridiplantae; Streptophyta; Magnoliopsida; Rosales; Cannabaceae. Bases 44 to 529 code for a protein of 161 amino acids. The transcript has a single exon.